GGCCAAUGGUUCAGGAGCUGUUGGUCCAGCUGCUUCACCGCACGUGGCGGUAGCUCUUGGUCUGUGGGCUUCUGAGCGGUUUGCGAGGCGGCGAUCCACAGAGAGGCCGUUGGAUUGGCCCUGGGUAACACCGUCUGUGUGCCGUUCCCGUCCCAGCGCAGAGCAGGCGGUGAGGGCUCGGCGCGCUGCGGUCAUGGACUACCGGCGGCUGCUGAUGAGCCGGGUGGUCCCCGGGCAGUUUGACGACGCAGAUUCCUCUGACAGUGAAAAUAUAGACUUGAAGACAAUCAAAGAGGAGGAUGACAUUGUAUUUGAAGGCCUUCAAGAUAAUGUGAAUGAGGAGGGUGAAGGUGAGGUAGAAGAUGAGGAGGAGGACUGUGAUGAUGAAGAUUGGGACUGGGAUGAUGGAGUUGGAAAACUCACCAAGGGUUCUGUCUGGAAUGGAGUAAGUAACCCACAGGCAAAUCGACAGACUUCCAACUGCAGUUCAGCCAAAAUGUCUACUCCAGCAGACAAGGUCUUACGGAAAUUUGAGAAUAAAAUUAAUCUAGAUAAGCUAAAUGUUACUGAUUCUGUCAUAAAUAAAGUCACCGAAAAGUCUAGACAAAAGGAAGCAGAUAUGUAUCGCAUCAAAGAUAAGGCAGACAGAGCAACUGUAGAACAGGUGUUGGAUCCCAGAACACGAAUGAUUUUAUUCAAGAUGUUGACUAGAGGAAUUAUUUCAGAGAUAAAUGGCUGCAUUAGCACAGGAAAAGAAGCUAAUGUAUACCAUGCUAGCACAGCAAAUGGAGAGAGCAGAGCAAUCAAAAUUUACAAAACUUCUAUUUUGGUGUUCAAAGAUCGGGAUAAGUAUGUAAGUGGGGAGUUCAGAUUUCGUCGUGGCUAUUGUAAAGGAAACCCUAGAAAAAUGGUGAGAACUUGGGCAGAAAAGGAAAUGAGGAACCUAAUCAGGCUAAACACAGCAGAGAUACCAUGCCCAGAACCAAUAAUGCUGAGAAGUCAUGUUCUUGUCAUGGGUUUCAUUGGUAAAGAUGACAUGCCUGCACCACUCUUGAAAAACAUCCAGUUAUCAGAAUCCAAGGCUCGGGAGCUGUACCUGCAGGUCAUUCAGUACAUGAGAAGAAUGUAUCAGGAUGCCAGACUUGUCCAUGCAGAUCUCAGCGAAUUUAACAUGCUGUAUCAUGGUGGGGAUGUAUACAUCAUCGAUGUUUCUCAGUCUGUGGAGCAUGACCACCCACAUGCCUUGGAGUUUUUGAGAAAAGAUUGUGCCAAUGUCAAUGAUUUCUUUUUGAAGCACAGUGUUGCUGUCAUGACUGUGCGGGAGCUCUUUGAGUUUGUCACAGAUCCAUCCAUUACACAUGAGAACGUGGAUGCUUAUCUUUCAAAGGCCAUGGAAAUAGCAUCUCAAAGGACACAGAAAGAAAAGUCUAGCCAAGAUCAUGUGGAUGAAGAGGUGUUUAAGCAAGCAUAUAUUCCUAGAACCUUGAAUGAAGUAAAAAAUUAUGAGAGGGACAUGGAUAUAAUCAUGAAACUGAAGGAAGAGGACAUGGCCAUGAAUGCCCAACAAGACAAUAUUCUAUACCAAACUGUUACAGGAUUGAGGAAAGAUUUGUCAGGAGUUCAGAAGGUCCCUGCACUCCUAGAAAAUCAAGUUAAGGAAAAGACUUGUUCUGAUUCUGAAGAUGCUGGAAGCUCUGAGUGCUCUGACACAGACUCUGAAGAGCGGGGAGACCAUUCCCGCUCCAAGAAACACACUGCUGACCCUGACAUUGAUAAAAAGGAAAGAAAAAAGAUGGUCAAGGAAGCCCAGAGAGAGAAAAGAAAAAACAAAAUUCCUAAACAUGUGAAAAAAAGAAAGGAAAAGACAGCCAAGACGAAAAAAGGCAGAUAGAAUGAGUACUAUAUUAUGUACAGUUAUUUUCCAUCAAUUGCUUUUUUACCUGAACUCUAAGCUGCAUCUGGAAGAUGGCUUAUGAAUUUAAUUGAAUUGUUACUGUGGCACUGUCUAUGAAGACUGAUUCAAGUGUUUUCAUGUAAUUGUGUAAAAAGCUCUAAGCUCUAGUAUCUAGAUCAAGUCGCUGAUUCUGUCUGGUGUUGACAGAGGAUUUAUUUAAGCUACUGUUUUAAUGAAGAACUUCGUACAAAUAUUUUUAUAUUUUUUCUCCUGCAGAUAUCUUCUUGGAAGCAUAAAUGUUUAAAUGUAAUGAACAUCCAUAACCUUUAUGUGAGUGUGCUUGGGAAAAUUGUUUUUGCUUUUUUGUCCAUGCAAAAAACCCAUCUGAAAUCACUUAAUGAUAAGGCCAUGGUUUAUAUAAAAGGGAGUUUCACUUACAAGAGAUUUUGGUUGGCUGUUGAUAUAAUCAUUCACUGCAACCCUCCUCUCAAGUGUAUCACUGAACAUUUGUAAAGCACUUACACACUUCAUCUUCAAUGUUCUUUUUUGAGCUAGGACCCUUAGUUCAUAAGCUAUUUCACAUUCACCUGUUUGGCAUGUUCAUUCAUUCAUCAAAUAUUUGAGUAUUUAAGUGCUGUGGAUACAGCAUUAAACAAAACAGACAAAAAUUAUUGCCUUUGGAUAGUUUACAUUUUUUUAUUUGUUUGUUUGUUUGUUCUUAAAAGAUGACCGGUAAGGGGAUAUUAACCCUUGACUUGGUGUUAUCAGCACCACACUCUCCCAAGUGAGCCAUGGGCUGGCCGCUGGAUAGUUUACGUUUUAAUAAGAUAAGACAUUAAACAAAAUAAGUAAAAAACAUUGUAUCAGCAGGUGAUAAAUUCUAUGGAGAGAAAUAAUACAGAGAAGAGAGAAUGCCUGGUGAGAUGAGGUUUUCAGUUUAAAAUAGGGUUCUUAGAAAGGUUGCACUGAGAGGCAGUAUCUGAGCAAAUACUUGAAGAAGGCGAGUCAUGUGCAUGUCAGGAGGGAAGAGCACUGCAAGCAAAGCAAGCAUCAAGGACAAAGUCGCAGAAUCAGAAGUGUCCUGAUGUCUUCCACAGAGUUGUCAAUGAGGUCAGAUAGUAUAAGGCUGUUGGAGAGUUUUGAGCAGAGGAAUUAUAUGAUUGGACUUCUGUUUUAAAAGGGAACACUCUGGCCUCUGUGGAGAAUUGACCAGGAAACAAGGGUGGGUAUGUUUAUUGUAAUAACCCAAAUGAGAGCUGCUGAUGAUUAGGUCUAGGAUAGUAGCAGCAGAUGUGGAAAGAAGUGAUUGGAUGUGCUAAGGGGGUAGAUGAGAAGUAUGAGAGAAGCAGUGAAGGGUGACUUCAGGGAUUAUAACCUAACACACAACCAAGACCAUUGGAGUUGCCACUUACUGUAAUGGGAAGGAAUGUGGGCGGAGCAGGUUUGGGGGUAGGAGGGUGAGGUAAAAUAAAAGCUUGUAUUGCAACAAAGCACAAAUAUUGAAAUAAAUUGUGGUUGGUUUUUAAUUUUAUUUUUUAUCAUAUACUUUAUGUUAGAAAUGGCCAUUUUAGCCGUUCAGAAACAAUUUUUUAAAU
This is a messenger RNA of Cynocephalus volans (Philippine flying lemur), 3489 nucleotides long. RefSeq names its product RIO kinase 1 (gene RIOK1). Gene Ontology annotation, biological process: maturation of SSU-rRNA. The transcript has 17 exons. Lineage: Eukaryota; Metazoa; Chordata; Mammalia; Dermoptera; Cynocephalidae. Gene Ontology annotation, cellular component: cytosol; preribosome, small subunit precursor. Gene Ontology annotation, molecular function: ATP binding; protein serine/threonine kinase activity. The record is from RefSeq and is a predicted model, not a curated record. The coding region runs from base 194 to 1891 and encodes 565 amino acids.